Molecule: messenger RNA, 510 nt
Organism: Psammomys obesus (fat sand rat)
Lineage: Eukaryota; Metazoa; Chordata; Mammalia; Rodentia; Muridae
Product: defensin beta 118-like
Exons: 2
Coding region: 1-510 (169 amino acids)
Source: RefSeq, a predicted model, not a curated record
AUGAGGCUUCUGCUGCUGGCUCUUCCUGUCCUUGCUCUUCUGCCCCAAGUGAUCCCAGGUAACAGAACCCAGGGAAGCGACCACAAUGAAGGGCUCGUGGUCGCCGGCCUGUGGGGCCCAGAGUGUGGCUGUUCUCUCUCACACAACCAGCACACCUUUCUCACGGAGACUGUGUCUCUGACAAGGAUAGCCUAUGGUGGUGAGAAAAAAUGCCUGAGCAAAUCGGGGCACUGCAGGAAAAACUGCAACUAUGGAGAAAUGAUUCAGGAAGCAUGUAAAAAUCAUCGUGUCUGCUGUGUCCCAGACACCAGGCACCGCAAACAAAAGGCCUUUAUCGCUUCAACCACGGAGCCAACCUCUACGACGGAGUACGAUCUGCCCUCAGACUUCAUGGAUGUUCUUAGCAUGAUGCCAGAUUCAGGCAACUUAGCCAGAAUAGAUGACGGAGUGACAAAGACACCCUGGAGGUGGCUGGGAAGCUCUGUCCCCAGAAUUUAUGAUAGCUCAUGA